AUGUCUCAGGUGGUCUUCAGUGUAUUCCAGAAUCUGCAAAAAGUAGGCUCUUAUGCUAGUGAAUAUUCAGAUUUUCCCGUGAGAGGAACAACAAGCAAGGAGAGCAAGCUUCCUUUUCUGCAUCUUUUACAAAGGCUGCCAGCAGGUGUGGCCCAGAUCAAACGUGGUUCUUCCCACCUCAAAAAAUAUGAAUUAAAGGUGGACCUUCCCACUUUAGAGAAUCCAGAUGAAAGUUUGGGAAACGCUGAGGCAACAGGGAAAGUUCUCAGUGGGGUAAGCUUCUGCAAUCAGAGGCGGCUGCAAGGUUCUAUCCCUUUGGCGGCCACCAGCCCAGAUCAGCGCGCCCAGCCAGGGGGGAACCGGGCAGUAGGAACCCAACAAGGGUCCCUACUGGAGGGUGGCAGCUCCGACCCCACACCCCGAGACGCGCCCUCCCCUGGUCCCCACUGGGCGAAGGCGCUCCAGGUGGCCUGGGCGGCAGGCGCGGCCAAGCGGUGGCAGGCUGACUCAGCCGCGCAGCAAUGCUGCGGAACCGGGACGGCCUGCCCUGCCACCCCCGCCGCUGAGCUCGGGCCGCCCCCGCCGGCCGCGGAUCCCCGCCCCCGGGGCCCGGGAGGAAGCACCCGGGCGCGGCGCCGAGCACCUGGGCGGCCCGGGCGGGCGCCGUUUCCGGGGCUGCGCGCUCGCCGAGCCCAGCCGCGCUCCCGCCUCCAGGUGCGGCGCGGGGUCCGCCCGCCGGUGACAGCGCCCCACGGGGACAAGCCGGCGCUGCGCUGCCCGGGCUCGGCGGCCGCGCGCGAGGCGAGUCCCCGGGGUGGGCUGGCCGCGGUUCCAGUGCCCCGGGGGGUGGUGGCGGGUGGAGAGAACGCCUCGCCGCGCCGCGCCGCGCUUUCGGGGCUCGCACCGUGCUCGGGCUCUUCUGGGUUGCACCGCUUGGAUCGCGCUCCCGGCGAGUGGGCGUCGGAAGAGAAACCAGAGCCGGCUUCAGCAUACAAACAGAAAUAACAUUCUAAAACCAGAAAUAACAUUCUGAAAACAUUAUAA
Molecule: messenger RNA, 1044 nt
Organism: Onychomys torridus (southern grasshopper mouse)
Lineage: Eukaryota; Metazoa; Chordata; Mammalia; Rodentia; Cricetidae
Product: nascent polypeptide-associated complex subunit alpha, muscle-specific form-like
Exons: 3
Coding region: 1-1005 (334 amino acids)
Source: RefSeq, a predicted model, not a curated record